AGACCCUGUCCCCCUGGCCGCAACGCCGCACCCUACUUGGAACGCGAAGUCAGAGUCUGAAGGUUGAGCGAGCGACCCCCUCCCCCCCAAAACCCUUGUCAGCUCUGGCCCAGCAGUGCGAUCGCCUCUCCCGUCUGUGCAUCUCCCCCUGAUGCCUCCGUCGACACCCAAGCGGCGGCGCGGCGCCGCCGCCUCCCCCGGUGGCCGGAAGAAGCAGAAGCGCCUGGACGCCAUCUGCGACGUCGCGCCGGCGCCUCCACGGGGCUGCGGCGGCGACGACGGCGAUGAUUCCGACGGGGAGGUUGUCCGCCGGAGCACGCGGGCGCGCCGCGCGCCCACCAUGCUUGACACCUCGCCGGCCCCGUCGCCCCGCCCCAAGAGGUCCCGCCGCGGCGGGGACGUGGUCGGGUCCAGCGGGAGCUCGCGGAGAGGGGGCAAGGGUAGGGCACGGCCCGAUGCGGAUGCCCGAAUGGUGGACGAGGAUGAGGAUGAGGAGGACGACGGAGAAAAUGUUGUGUGGCGCUCGCGGCUGCGGGAUAGGGUUAAGGGGAAGGCCGGGGCGGGGAGGCGAGUGAGGACCCUGUGGUUCGAAGAUGAAGACGGCGAGGAAUAUGAUGCGAAGACGGUGGUUGUGGAUGUGCGGGAUGGGGCUAAGAAAGAGGAGGGGCAGGAAACCGGAGGUUUGCCAUCACGAGAAGUGGGUGAGAGGGAGAUCAAUUUAACCAUAGAUUUGAAUGUCGAACAUGAGUCUGUGGAGGGUGUCACUAUAGUAGAAGAGCAAGAGGAGGAAAAUGGUGGAGGGCAGGAGGAGGAAGGAGAAGAAAUUGGUACUGCAACUGAUCUACACGAAGACAACGUGGAGGAAGUGGGGGAGGAGGAUGGCUUGCAAGGGGAAGAGAAAACUGACGAGUUAGCCUGUGAUGAGAAUACCUAUGCUGCUGGGUCUGGCAAUUUAGGGGGAAAUGAUCAGCUUGAUGUGGAGAUUGCAGAAGUGAGGAAUCUUCCAGAUGAGCAGCAAAUGGAACUGGAUGAUUGUGGUCCUGGUGAGCAAGUGGAAGAGGUCCGGCGGGAUGAGCAGAUGGAUGAUGCCCCAAAUGUAGUAUUGCCUGAGGAUGCUCUGAUUGAGAGAGUGGGAAAAGCUUUGGUUUCAGAUGCAAAACGGGUAGUAGUAGAGGUUAAAGAAGGAAGGAGGUGUGGGCUAUGUGGAGGGGGAACUGAUGGAAAACCACCUAGGGUUGCACUGCAUGAUACCGCCGACAGCGAGAAUGAAGCCUAUGAGGGUGCUUUGCCUUCAGAGGAACCAAACUAUGAUAUCCUGGAUGGGUUCAGUAAUGAUCCUGGAUGGCUCGGAAGGUUAUUGGGCCCGAUAAAUGAUCGAUUUGGCAUUUCUCGUGUCUGGGUUCAUCUGAACUGUGCAGUUUGGAGUCCUGAGGUUUACUUUGCUGGUUUAGGACGCCUUAAAAAUGUAAGAGCUGCACUUUGCCGUGGAAGGCUUUUGAAGUGCAGUCGAUGCGGCAGACCUGGAGCAACUAUUGGGUGUCGUGUUGACCGAUGUCCGAAAACCUACCAUUUGCCUUGUAGUCGUACAGAAGCCUGCAUAUUUGAUCACCGGAAGUUUCUUAUAACCUGCAAUGAUCAUCGACAUCUCUUCCAACCCCAAGGAAAUAAGUAUGCUGAACUACUCAGGAAGAUUAAGAUAAAGAAGAUGAAGGCUGAUAUCAGAAAGAUGUCACAGGAUGCGUGCAGAAAGGAUAUAGAGGCUGAAGAGAAAUGGUUAGAGAAUUGUGGGGAUGAUGAAGAAUUCUUGAAACGUGAGGGGAAGAGGCUAAACAGAGAUCUUUUGAGAAUUGCACCUGUUUACAUAGGAGGUUCUUCUGAAAAUGGAAAGUCAUACCGUGGUUGGGAAUCUGUUGCUGGGCUUAGUACUGUUAUUCAGAGCAUGAAGGAAGUGGUGAUACUGCCUCUUUUGUAUCCUGAGUUCUUUAGCUCGUUAGGUCUCACACCACCAAGAGGAGUUCUGCUGCAUGGUCACCCUGGUACUGGUAAAACACUUGUUGUACGGGCACUAAUAGGGGCAUGUUCUCAAGGGGGCAGAAGGAUUGCUUAUUUUGCUCGGAAAGGUGCUGAUUGUUUGGGCAAGUAUGUUGGUGACGCUGAGAGGCAGUUACGACUUCUGUUUCAGGUAGCUGAAAAAUGCCAACCUUCUAUCAUAUUUUUUGAUGAGAUUGAUGGCUUAGCACCUAGUAGAUCCAGACAACAAGACCAGACACACAAUUCAGUUGUAGCGACUUUACUCUCAUUGCUUGAUGGUUUGAAAUCAAGAGGCUCAGUUAUAGUAAUUGGGGCCACGAAUCGUCCUGAAGCUAUUGAUCCCGCUCUUAGGAGACCAGGACGGUUUGAUCGUGAGAUUUACUUCCCGCUCCCAACCCUCGAGGAUAGGUCUGCUAUUCUUUCAUUGCACACAAAGAACUGGCCAAGUCCUAUUUCAGGUGCAUUCCUCUCAGCUGUUGCAAGCCAAACUAUUGGAUACGCUGGUGCUGAUUUGCAGGCAAUUUGCACCCAAGCUGCAUUAAAUGCUCUCAAAAGGACUUGCCCGUUGCAGGAUAUUUUACGCUCCGCCGAGAAAGGAACUGAGCAGGGACGACUUCCUCUACCAUCAAUUGAUGUAGAGGAAAGGGAUUGGUUGUCUGCUCUUGCAGCUGCUCCUCCACCCUGUUCACAAAGAGAAGCAGGAAUUGCUGUAAAUGAUCUAGUUUCCUCUCCUCUUGAUUCCUAUCUUUUGCCAUGCCUUCUUAAACCAUUACUCCACCUUCUUAUUUCCCUCUAUUUGGACGAACGGAUCUGGUUACCUUCAUCUCUUCUGAAGGCAUCUGCCUGUAUAAAGCAAGUUGUCUUUUCAUCUAUGGAAAAGAAUAAUGUGCCUCACACUUUCUGGUCUUCCUAUCUUCCAUCUUUGAUACAGCAGAAAGAUUUUGCAAAUAGAAUUGGAGCAAUCCUGUCAAGCUAUGGUCUAACAGCGUCUCAACUAGGCAAUCAUGGUUCAGUGGUGCCAAGUCACAAUGAACAACACGAAAAGUUUGACGACCGCAGGUUGAAUUCCACUGGUUCUCCAAUAAAAGGAGGGUUAGCACAUAAGUUAUCAGGUUUUCGAGCUUUAGUUGCUGGAGCACCCAGAUCAGGCCAGCGACAUCUAAUCCGUUGCAUUCUUCAUGGUUUUAUGGGUCAUAUUGUAAUACACAAGCUUGAUCUUGCAACUAUGGCACAAGAGGGAAAUGGUGACAUCCUCAAUGGAUUGACACAAAUUCUUCUGAAAGGCCUAAACAUUGGAAGGUGCAUAAUCUACAUGCCUAGAAUUGACUUGUGGGCAGUCAACAAGGCCCAUGAACUGGAAACAGGAGAUCAUGCCCUCAAUAUGGGGACAAGCAAGUUAGCCACAUCUCCAGUUGAAAGCAUGACAAAAUGCUCUGAAAUUUGGAAUACAUUGGUUGAUCAGAUGGGUUCAUUGUUAGCUUCUGCGUCCAUAACUGUUCUGGCCACUAGUGAGCUAAAGUUUCAAGACCUUCCAAGCAGAGUAAAUCACUUCUUCAGCACACAUGUUGUGGAUCAAUGUCUUGCUUCUUCAGAGCACACUAUACCAAGGUUCUCUGUGAAUGUUGACAGCUACAGUAGCUGGGACGAGGUGCUAGAUUCAUGUGCUACGCGGUUAUCACAUGACUUAAUUCAGCAACAUGUUCAGUUGCUGCAUGACAGAGCUCAUAAUAAUCAUGAUGAACAGAAAAAAGUCUUUGCUCGCAUGGAAAGUAGUGCACUAGGUGAAUGUAAAUCUUCCUUUUGCAUUGAUAAGCAAUCCUCAUGCCCUACUAACCUGGCAACGUGCAGUUCUCAGCUACAGCCACCAACAUCUGAUGUGAAAGAUAAAGAGGAAAAUGCUGAGAAACUUGAUUUUCUUGGGAGUGUCUCAAGAAAACCUUCUAGUGGAAUUGUGAAGGGCAAUGAAUCACUUGCUAUUAUUGCCUUCGGAAUUCAGAUACUGCAGCACCCACAGUUCUCUAAACUUUGUUGGGUUACCUCAAAAUUACGGGAAGGCCCCUGCACUGAUAUAAAUGGACCAUGGAAAGGCUGGCCAUUUAAUUCCUGUUUAUUGCAUAGCAGUUCCUCACCUGAUAAGUCAUUGUCUGAAGGAAACAAUAUUCUUAAGGGCAAGGAAAAGGCUCUUUGUGUGAGAGGAUUGGUCGCUGUUGGUUUAUCAGCAUAUAGAGGUGUCUAUGUGUCUGUUAUGGAAGUCUGUGCUGAGGUGAGAAAGGUCUUGGAACUGCUAGUUGGACAGAUCCAAAUUAAAAUUUUGGAAAAGAAAAGUCGAUAUCGCUACUUUCAUAUUCUAUCUCAAGUAGCUUAUCUGGAUGACAUGGUGAACAGCUGGGCAUACACCUUCCAAAGAUUACAUCCUAACAAUAUGACAAUAGCAUCAGGUACAAAGAUAACAAGUCUAGGAAAGACAUGCGCAAGAGAGUGUGGAAGUACUGGCUGCAAUACAGAAAGCAAUUUACUUGUUGCUCCUGCUGGCUCUACUGAGGUCCAACACACUUCAGCCAAACACUCACGUGACCAUCCAGUUGGCCCUACUUGUGGUAGUGUGAUGCAAGAUAGUCCAGCCCAACAAGGUCCAGGACAACUUGAGUGUAACCUUGAUAAUGAUCAUUUGACAUCUAUAUCCAGCAUGGAUACAGUGGAACAUGACCUUUCCCAUUCAGCUUCACAUGAUGUGCGCAAGGGUCCCCUUGCACCUCCAGAUACAGUAAUAAAUGAUAGAGGAUCUGGUGGAGUAAACAACAAUAGAAAAAUGUCCAGAGUAACCAAUGGUGAAGAGACGUGCACACCAGAUAUUCAAAUAUCUGAAAACCUCACAAAAUCUGUUGAAAAAUUCAAUAAUGUGCAAAGGGCAGAAAAUUCUGGUGUAUUCUCAGCUAGUAUUGAGAAUGUAGAAGUCUCCCGGAAUAUGUUGUCUUCCGAAGCUCAUGGCAAUGGGAAUGAGCAGAACAUAACUUUUUUGUCGAAGGAUGUUGAAUCAGGUCAACAGCAAGAUGGCAUGAUGGAUUCCUCAGUUCCAAAAUCGUCAUGUUUCUACAAAUGUUGUUCUCCAUGCUUCCAUGCUGUUUAUAAGUUGUCUCAUGAUGUUCUUUCAAAUUCAGUACGGACUAAUCUGCAUUGUUUAACCGUUGAUGAUAUGCAUGACACUCUCUCAUCUUGGUCAUUGAAUCUACUAGCAACAGUUAGAAAAUGGUAUAGCUCUCAAGAUGUGGUUGGGUGUAAAGAACUUUUUGGAAAAAGGCAUGAUCUAGAUGUCACCUCAGAGCAUUGUGUUUGUCAGACUGAUGCUAGUUUUGUUUCAAGGGAUUGUAUGUGCCACUUGGAAAGCAAUGGAGAGGCUGGAAUCAUUAAUAAGAAGAGCCAUUCUCUAUGUGAACAAUCAUUAAGUUUUUUCUUUAAGCAUGGCGUGUUGAUGCCACCAGAUCUCACUGCAGGAACCACACUCCAUUGCAGCUUUAGAAGAUUAUGUGUUUGCUCAAUACCAGGAACAAUUUCUAUGUUGUUCAGUUCUCAAGUGGAUGCAAUAAUUUGAGCUGAUGAAAUACUGCGUGUUCCUCACUGCUAAAGAUGCCACAGUUUAUAACUUUGCUCUGAGCUGACCAACUUCCAGUGUUGUACAUACCAUAAGAUUAACAAGUCUUCUGUUACUCAUGGGAUCCGUUGCUUUCUAUUUGGUAGCUUCUGUUUUCUCAUCGUUGAUGAUCUUUCUCAAGCUAGCCUUCUGCAAAUAAAUUGCCUUUAUUGGUUGAAGAGAAGUGAAGCAAUUUGUCUUCCGUUCGUUAAUUAAGUGGCUCUGUUGUAGACAAGGACUGCUGUUACUGAUGCUUGAAUGCGUAGAACUAUCUGAAUGAUGAUGCCUCUUCAAUUCUCAUUGUGUUCGGUAUUAUAACUCAAUUAAUCCAUCAAGUUGAAACAAGGUUGACAAAUAAAAACAGGUUUGGGUGUA
Brachypodium distachyon (stiff brome) is the source of this 6034-nucleotide messenger RNA. RefSeq lists its product as uncharacterized. Gene Ontology annotation, biological process: positive regulation of transcription by RNA polymerase II. Gene Ontology annotation, molecular function: ATP binding; chromatin binding; ATP hydrolysis activity. The record is from RefSeq and is a predicted model, not a curated record. The transcript has 6 exons. The coding region runs from base 152 to 5620 and encodes 1822 amino acids. Gene Ontology annotation, cellular component: nucleus. Lineage: Eukaryota; Viridiplantae; Streptophyta; Magnoliopsida; Poales; Poaceae.